AUGUAUCAUCACAGCGUGCUCACUAGAAACCUCUUCACCACUUGUACAACCUUCACAAUGAAACACUCAUUCAAUCUUGCCAAGAACAGGAGCCAUUCGAAUUUUUGUCUUGCAAAUUUCCGAUCGACCUUCCGAAAUCAUGAUCAUUCGAAUCAAUGUUGUGAUUUGCAUCAUUUUGCAGAAGUGAAUCAAAAGGAAAAGUCACCCCAUGAAAUUCUUGAAAAGUUACAAAAUACUUCUCGAUCACCACAAGAAACACCCCACAAGAACUUGUUCGGAAAAUUGAAAGUCGACAAAGAAGGAGUCAAAUAUGAAAUGAAUGAAAAAUCGCAAAAGAAUGAAACACACCAAAAUCAGAGUCAACAACAACAAUCGAAUAAGGAUCAACAACAAUCGUUGGCAAACAAGUUUAAGAAGAGUUUGGAAAAUUCUCGAGAUUUGAUGUGUAAUAAGAAACGACAUGAUGUCUUGUUGCAACAAAAGUCAGAAUAUUUCUUGUAUUUGUAA
Messenger RNA from Naegleria fowleri, 507 nucleotides. RefSeq lists its product as uncharacterized. NCBI's taxonomy places the organism in Eukaryota, Heterolobosea, Eutetramitea, Acrasida, Naegleriidae. The transcript has a single exon. The record is from RefSeq and is a predicted model, not a curated record. The coding region runs from base 1 to 507 and encodes 168 amino acids.